Messenger RNA from Penicillium paradoxum, 969 nucleotides. RefSeq names its product thiamine pyrophosphokinase-related protein. Bases 1 to 969 code for a protein of 322 amino acids. The record is from RefSeq and is a predicted model, not a curated record. Lineage: Eukaryota; Fungi; Ascomycota; Eurotiomycetes; Eurotiales; Aspergillaceae. Gene Ontology annotation, molecular function: 8-oxo-dGDP phosphatase activity. The transcript is spliced from 2 exons.
AUGGGGAAAUCCAAUCUUGACCUCGUCGGUGAAUGCGAUAACUUCCCUUAUUACGAGGACAAUCGCGCCGUCUACACUGAGAACUUGAACAAUUACCAUGCAUUCAAAGUAUCCGGCUACGACUGCACGCUCGGAUAUAUCCUGAACGCAGUCGUAGAGAAAUUCCCCUGGUCCGAGAACUGCUGGACCAUCGACUCAACCUCCCGCACCGUGACGCUAGUGACACCCGCGGAUGCCACCCCCGCACACCGCAGCAAGCUCGUCGCCGAGGACAUCGCCAACGCAGUAAAGCAAGGCAACUUCGAACUCCUCAAGGGAUGGCGAAACGAGAACUACCCCGUCUACGGACCAGGCGGAGAAUUCCUCCUCGAGAUGGAACGCGCCGCAUCCCCACUCUUCGGCAUCGUCUCCUACGGCGCCCAUCUAACAGGCUACGUUGAAGACGCAACCGGUUUCAAAAUCUGGGUCCCGCGUCGCGCAAAGAACAAGCAGACGUACCCAAGCUUGCUGGAUAACACCGUUGCAGGCGGUAUGUGCACCGGCGAAACGCCAUUCGAGUGUAUUGUCCGCGAAGCAAUGGAGGAAGCUUCAUUGCCGGAGUCUGUGGUGCGCGCUGCUACUGUUUCCAGGGGCUGUGUUACGUACUCGCAUGUGCGGGAUGUGCGGGCGGGCGGCGAGACGGGUCUUGUUCAGCCUGAGGUGGAGUAUGUUUAUGAUUUGAAGCUUGAUGCUGAGACGAUCCCGAGGCCCGGGGAUAAUGAGGUUGAGGAGUUUAAGUUGUUGUCUAUUGCUGAGGUGCAGGCUGCGUUGGCGCGGGGUGAGUUUAAGCCCAAUUGUGCGAACAUUAUGAUUGAUUUCUUUGUUCGCCAUGGGCUUUUGACGCCGGAGAAUGAGCCGGAUUUCUUGCAGAUUGUGGCUCGGUUGCAUCGUCGCUUGGAAUAUCCCACUGCUUCGCAUUGUGCUAGGUAG